Messenger RNA from Malaya genurostris, 2368 nucleotides. RefSeq lists its product as uncharacterized. The coding region runs from base 136 to 2253 and encodes 705 amino acids. The transcript has 3 exons. NCBI's taxonomy places the organism in Eukaryota, Metazoa, Arthropoda, Insecta, Diptera, Culicidae. The record is from RefSeq and is a predicted model, not a curated record.
CUGCAGUCUGGCAACAAGCGGCAGCUGCAAACCUAGGAAAGGCGUGAAUUCAAUUUUUUGUUUUAAUUUGUAGUUCGAAACACAGAUCAGUGAUAGUGAUAUGUGCGGUGCUUUCAGUGAGCAAAAGCAAGGAGAAUGACGAGGGUUCGCGUGGAAGUUUUAGUCCUCGUUCUAAUUAUAGCGCACAGUUGCCAUUCUAUUACUACUAACAGUAAGAAAGUAGUGAACUCCAGUGGGAACGCUAGAGAUACGCAAAGUGUAACAUUUUCCUCUAAUGGAGAAGAUCAGCUAAUAUUUCGGGAUCCAACUUUUCCACCUCCGAGCGGUGAUGCCAGAACCAUACAAAAUCCUAACAGAAGAGCCGAUUACGAAAAUGGUGCCGACGAGUUCUUCGAACGAGGUUGGAUGCCGUUACACAGCUACCGUUUCGAUGGAGAUGGAGGGAGCAAAAUAUCAGAUCAACAACCUCAGGAAAACGUUCAUCGACCAGCUGUACGGAUAGAGCCCCCAAAUCGGAUGACAAAGUUUUUACGAUUCUCCGAAUCGGAUAUAAUGCAAACACCGAUGAAUGAUCAAGAAGUGUUGUCCAUAAGUGAAAAUGUGAUCAAAUCAAAUGAAGAUACGUCUGAAGAAGAAUACGAAGAGGACUCUAGCAGUUUGCAAGCUAGUGAUGAGCAUGAACCUUCCCCACUGGCGGUCAAUCUGACACAUGCCUUUCCAAGAAUGUUGAAGUUUGAGGAGUCUGAUCGAAUGGAAAUGGGAACGAGAAUGCCAAGUGUGUUGAAAUUUUCCGAUGAUAGCACAAAAAGGGAAAUGUCCAACGUAGACUCCCAACAACCAGCAAACUAUGAAGUAUACGUAAUUGAGAAUCUUAUGAAAAAUACAACUGGUUCAUUGCGGUUUGAUAAUCCAGUUAUGAAUAAUGCAUCAGCUUCUAGUGAUGAGUUUUCAAAUUCGCCCAGAAACUCUAGUAGGUUCUUUCGAUUCGAGGAACAGGAUCGACCAAGAGUGGAAAAGAGUCCGGUCGUUUUGAAAUUUCAGGACAACAAUCCUCAGCAAGCCAAUUUCAAAUUCCCGAAUAGUGAUGUGUCGCGAGCAGGAGAAAUGCACUAUUAUACCGAUACCCCAAUUAAAUUUCAUGAUACCGACAGCAGACCACAAACACUUCCAUCCAGUCAAAUGCGCUUCGAGGAUAAUGAUUCUGGACCUUUAAAGUUUGCCGCUGAUAGUCCUACAAGCUCCCAGGCGGAGUCUGAUCAGUUUUAUACCGUAAAGGCAACUUAUCAGAUUGGCAAUUGGAAUUCUGCCGCUGCCAUUACACCUCCUACGCUGCCAGCAACAAGCUACAGGCCGAAACAGAAAAAGCCGAAAAUUUACAAUCCCAAUUUACUGGAUAUUCGUAAGCAAGAUGGAUUCAAUUAUCAAUCGCCUUCUGAAUAUGACAACUUCCUUCAAAGUGCUCAACAAGCUCAACCUGUCCUAAUGAAUUACCAGUCUAAUUCUCAAAUUCCUUCAACAUCUGAAGGCUUGCCUAAUAAUAACCCCUAUUACCCAACCCAAGGAACUCCUUACCCUCCGUUUAGUCAAAACAAUUACUACAUCCAGGACUACCUAUCCAACUAUCCGUAUGCAGUGACGAACCCAAAUCAGCAACCAUUAGCCGAUAGUUCUGCACUUUAUCCCUCUCUGUAUCCUCAGCAUCCAAAUGUACCGACAAAUCUCAUUAAUGGAGGACAAACCGACAGUCCUGUGAGUGCCCAAAGUAUUUUCGGGUUCCUGCAGAGCAUUUUUAAUUUUGCUCCCGGAACAUUCAAUAGCUUUCAGUCCCUAGGCCAAACUGGUAACGUCGCUUCGGCAGACUCCCAGCAGUCCAAUGCUGGACAGAGUUCCCCUAUUAUGGCGGUUAGCACACAGUUGCGAAAAGCAUUAGAUAACAUCGCUGGGAAUGAUGAACUUCAGUGUGUCCCAAAACUCAUCUGUAUGAUGUCGCGAAGAUCAAGUGGACAAGGUUUCAGUACCUACGUCAAUCGUGGAUUGUUAAGCACGGUUCUCAGUGCCGUUCCCGAUAGUUCACCGUGGUUGAAAUUCUCACGUGCCGCCCUGCUUGGAUAUGGCAUCGGAGCCAACAGUUGCGACAUAUACUAUCCGAAAUGUCCGAAGGACGAGUCGGAGAUAAUCUACUAUCUGAACAAUCAUCGUGGAGGCUUCUUUCGCUUCUUCAAUGAUGCUACUAACAACGCGAACAGUGGUUGACGAUCGUGCCAAUUUCAGACAGUCGCUGGACAAACACAAUUGUAUGAUAGAACAGGAGAAUGUGUGAUUAUUUAUUGCUAGUUUGUAGAUUAAAUAAAAUAAAUUGAUUUAUCAA